Messenger RNA from Chelonus insularis, 1609 nucleotides. RefSeq names its product pelle-like serine/threonine-protein kinase pik-1. Gene Ontology annotation, molecular function: protein binding; protein kinase activity; ATP binding. Bases 34 to 1521 code for a protein of 495 amino acids. The transcript has 4 exons. NCBI's taxonomy places the organism in Eukaryota, Metazoa, Arthropoda, Insecta, Hymenoptera, Braconidae. The record is from RefSeq and is a predicted model, not a curated record. Gene Ontology annotation, biological process: protein phosphorylation; signal transduction.
GUCAAUUUGUAGUAGUUGCAUUAUUUGUACACAAUGUCAAAAUUACUAGCACACGAAAAAAUAAAAUACAUUUAUGAUUUACCGUUUCGUGAACGAACGGAACUAUGUAAUAUUUUAAAUCAAAACAGUACAUGGGAACAACUUGCAGGCAUUUGGAUGAAGUAUGAUGUAUCAACUAUUUACAAUCUCAGGAAAGAAAGAAAUCCAACUGAUGAGCUACUAUCAAUGUGGUCAAUCCACAAUCAUACAAUAUUAGAAUUAUUCAUUCUGCUUUCUAAAAUGAAACAUUAUCGUGCCAUGAUUAUUUUAAAAUCUUUUGUAAAUAACAAAUAUCACGUUUUAAUAGAUAAUUGUGAAAAGAGAGUGAUGAAUCUCUUGAAUAACCAAAACUUUCAAACUGUAAAAGAGGAUAUCCCAGAAGGUACCCCAAAACUUAAUAAAAAAACUUCAUGUCUCAUAGACAUUUCAACAAAUGUUACGCCAAAUCAACCAAAUGUGAAAAUAGUGAAUAAUCUUAAAUCAGAUGAUCCCAGUAAUUCCAAUAAUUCAGCAGUCGCGAGCCCAUUAAUUUCACCGGGUUUGGUUCAUGUUAAAUUAUCUGAUAAAUUAAAUAAAUUAUCAAUGAGCAAAACACAUUCAGUUUUGCCACAAAUAUCUUAUGAUGAGUUGAUGAGAGCCACAGAUGGUUGGAAUAAACGUUACAUUCUUGGGAGAGGAGGCUUUGGAAUUGUAUACAAAGGAACCUGGAAGAAUACAGAUGUUGCCAUCAAAAAAAUAGAACGCAGGGGUCCAGAGUCUGACGAGAAAUACAUGAUGCAACUGCAGCAGUCACUCAGGGAAAUUACUAUUCUCAAUUCUCGACCUCAUGAAAAUAUUUUAUCACUAUACGCAUUUAGUAUUGGUGGUGGAGCACCAUGUCUUGUUUACCAAUUUAUGAGAAAUGGCUCCCUCGAAGAUAGAUUACAAAUUCGUCAUAAUACUCGACCUCUAACCUGGAUCCAACGUCAUGAAAUUGCAAAGGGAACUGCUCGAGGCUUGCAAUAUUUACAUACAAUCGGAGAAAAACCUCUUAUUCAUGGUGACAUUAAAAGUGCUAAUAUUUUAUUGGAUAAAAAUAUGGAACCGAAGAUCGGAGACUUCGGAUUAGCCAGGGAAGGUCUUGAGAAAGAUGCAAUGAAGGUAAGCAAGGUCCAUGGAACAAGGCCAUAUCUACCUGAUGAAUUACUAAGAGAGAAAAAUUUAUCUACGAAAACUGAUACAUAUAGCUACGGAAUCGUUUUAUUUGAAUUAGGUACUGGACUUCCAGCGUAUGAUGACUCACGUCCAGUAAAUAAAUUUUUAAAAGAGUAUAUGGAUACUUGGGAUGAGCGUAAUUACAUUGUAUUAAUUGAUAGAAAAGCUGGUCUAGAGAAUAGUGAAGUUUUUCAUAAUCUGAUGGUGCUAGGAAAAUGGUGUUCAGAUAGAUUAGUUGAAAAACGACCAGAAAUGGAUUUUGUAUACAGAAAACUUGAUGAUUUAUAAAAUGUUAUGGACAUUAACAAUAUUUUUUACCUUUACCGAACUAUUAUUAUGUAUAUAAAUGUAAAAUAAAUAAAUAAAUUUUUGUUAC